This is a messenger RNA of Sceloporus undulatus (fence lizard), 2657 nucleotides long. RefSeq names its product CD37 molecule (gene CD37). Lineage: Eukaryota; Metazoa; Chordata; Lepidosauria; Squamata; Phrynosomatidae. Gene Ontology annotation, cellular component: membrane. Bases 179 to 973 code for a protein of 264 amino acids. The transcript is spliced from 9 exons. The record is from RefSeq and is a predicted model, not a curated record.
ACUUUCAAAAGAAAAAGAAGGAGGGAGUGGAAAGAGAAGAGAGAGUACAGUACUUGGGGGUGAAUUGCAUCGGAAGAGUAGCUCCAGCAAAAGAACAGAGAGAGAGGAAAAAGGGAUCUCUGGAAACUGAGCAUCUUAAGCAACCCUCUUCUCUGUCUUCUCCUUACAGGAAGCCACCAUGUCCCACAAAGGAUGUCUCAGCGUCAUAAAGUACUUCCUCUUCAUCUUCAACCUCUUCUUUUUUAUGCUCGGAAGUCUUCUCUUCAGCUUUGGCUUAUGGAUCCUUUUUGACCGAAAUAAUUUUGCUUCUGUUCUUGGAUCAUCAUAUUAUGCCCUAAAGGUCUGGUCCUAUAUUUUCUGUGGCGUUGGCAUCCUCACAAUGUUGAUGGGUUUCCUUGGAUGCCUAGGCUCCCUCAAGGAAGUCAAGUGCAUGCUGGGAUUUUACUUCGCUUUCCUGCUGCUUCUUUUUGUUGCUCAGAUCACCAUUGGGAUCCUGAUCUAUACACAGCAGAACACGCUCAGGAAAACAGUUGGAGAAUAUGUAAAUAGCAUAAUUGAAACAUAUGGAACAAAAGAUUCUUACUCGGAUCAUGAUGAGAGCUGGGAUUUUGUGCAAAAGCAGCUCCAGUGUUGUGGAUGGAUGUCCUACAGGGACUGGAAGGAGAACAGCAAAGUCAAAAAUGCCUCUGACCUCUAUCCCUGUUCCUGUUACAACACCUCUCAGUCUGGCCUUCCAGAGACCAACCACACAGCAAGCAUUGAGCCCCCAGGCUUCUGCAAGGCUCUGGGACCAUGGGCAGUUUACAAGGAGGGCUGCAUAAAUAGCGUUGAAGUCUGGCUGACCAAUAAUAUCAUCACCAUUGUGGGGAUCUGCCUUGGGAUUGCCCUCCUUGAGCUCUGCCUCAUGACCCUAUCGAUGUUUCUGUGUAGGACCAUUGGCCCCAACUAUGACAAGCUCACACGUUAUUCCUAGAAGGAGACUCACCAGUUCCCAAAGUUGGAAAUCAUUCCCUCGAAUGCAACCAUUCCACUUAGGGGAUUUAAAACAGCAUUUUGCAUGGUGCCUUGGGAGGUUCCGUACCUAACCUUCUUACCCUUAUCUUGGUAAAUGAAACUAAACCUUCAGGAAUUGCUGGCACAAAAAUAGGAAGUGCUGUACUCCACAAGAGUGUUCAGUUUCAUGCAGCUAAAUAGAUUGUUUAGAUCUUAGUUCAUCUCCAAAAGCCACAAUCAUACUGCCAUUUGCCUUUACAAAAGGUGCAACAAAUCUAUAAAGUAAGAUGCCAUUCCUGUGUUUUUAUAUUACUUGGAUGUUCAAACUCUUAACAUCCAACCCCAGAGUCUGCUUCGGUAUAAUCCGAACUGUUUGACAGGAAAUUACCCACACACUGUUAGAAUCUGACAAGCCUCAAAAGAUAACAUACAAACUAACUCUGUUUUCUAGUUUAAAAAAGGGGAAAGAAAUUUGCCUUGGUUUUAAAUCCCCUAAGGAUUGUGUGGGUAUUAAGCCUAGAGGUUUUUGAUACCAAAAUAUACCUGCAAUUAAAAUCUAAAUUUGAAAUGUUCUGUUAACUAUGGCAGCAAAAUUAGAAGGGUAGUGACACCCUGGCUGUUGAACUGUGUUUUUGAGCAAUGCCUUUUGGGUGUGCUUUGCUGAGUCCACCCAGAAUGCAGUGCCAGGAAGGCACUGGUGCAAAGGUUCUGUGUGUCCAGGCCUGGCAUUCAUAUGUUCUAUGACAUUUAUGCAACCAGAGCUUGGAAAACAGGCUCAUUUGGACUGCAUCUCCCAGAAUCUCCCAGCCAGCAUGGUCAUGUGCCACGUUGGUUGGGCAACACUGGGAGUUAUAGUACAAAAAGCAACUUUCCCCAGUUCUGCUUACAACCCACUUCAGUGUUUAGCUUGUUGUAUUGCUGUCUCAAAGUCACUGUGAUAGGAUUUCAUGGUGCAAAAGCCUUAUUUAACAGGGUUGGAAAUCUGCUGCCUAAUUUUGGUCAACCACUAGUCCUGCACUCUGAACCCCCAGAUAGCUCCCACAGCUUGAAGAUACUUUCCCCACAGUAUAGAAAUUCUUUUUAUAGAAUUUCUUUAUAUAGAAAUUCAAGCGCCUCUAGGAAGAGCUGCAAAAGACUUUUCCAUCCAUAUCACUUGCAGAGGGGCCAACAACCAGGUUGGCUGUACUUGUGUGCAACUCUUAAAACUGAUCUGAAAGGAAAGGACAAAUCCUUUGCUUGCAUUGGGCACUCAUGCAUUGAUGCUGCUUUCUCAAGGUUUGGAUGGAGCUACAUUCCCUGGAGCCCUGCUCCCGUGCUGAGUUUGGUAACCAUACAAAAUAAUUACGUUAUUGAAGGACCAGGGAAACCAAUUGUCAUGGAUUUACGUUCUGUCCUGCAUGUCAAAUCUUGUAGAACGAUUGAUGGAAAAACCUACUUUUAACCUUUGCUGUAUUUGUGUAUUUAUGUAUAUAUUCUACAUGGAUGUUUGAUACAGUAGAAUGGGGAGGGAAAACAUGCCAAGGCGAGCAGGUAGGUGGAAUGAGGUACGCAUACAGUUUCGCUUAUCUCCUCGUCUUGUGACAUUUUGUUCAGAAAAAUUUUGGGACUGUUUUUUAAUUCUCCCAUUUUGUAAAUAAAUAAAAAAACCCUACAAUCCAUCAGUA